AUGGAAAAUAUUCUACAUGAAAAUGACAAUAUUAACGAUCAAAUAGGUAAAAGAAUAUUUAUUCCAGCUAUUGGUUCAUUAGGAGAUGUCAAACCUUAUUUAAUUCUUGCAAAAGAACUUAAAAAACAAGGUUAUAUUGUAUGGCUUGGUGUACAUAAACGUUUCAUGGACGAAGUACAAAAUAAUGGUAUUGAUACGGUAGAAAUUGGUGGUGAUAUGGAAAUAGCUUUAUCGACAACACCUGAUGGAAUUGAACUUCAACGUAAUCCUAGUAUUUUUAAAAUGGGUUUAGUUAAACGUGUCUUUUUACCAUUAAUGGAAGAAUGGUUUAAUGGAAUUCUAUCGGGUUUAAAAAAUGCAGAUUUAAUUGUUCUAUCAAUAACAUCAGUUUUAGUUGGAUUGAGUUGUAUUGAGAAAAAUCCAAAUAUGAAAGCAGUUGGAAUAUAUCUUUAUCCUUGUAGACCAACAUCUGAAUUUGCUCCACCAGCUCUUAGUGGAAAAAGUGAAAGUUUAUUUCAAUGGAUUAAUUCAUUUAAGUGGAAAAUAUUCGAAUAUGGUGCAUCGAGUAUGUAUAAUGAUAAAAUAAAUCAAUUACGUGCUAAUAUUAAUUUACCACCAAUUAAACUAACUUAUGAUCAAAUGAUUCAGUUAAUUUUUAAAAAACCAAUAUUAACUGCAACGACUUAUUCAAAAUGUUUACUCGCACGACCAGAUGAUUGGUCUGAAAAUGAAUUGAUGGUUGGUCCAAUUAUGGAAGAAGAUAAUAAUAGUUUUGAACCUUCAGAUGAUCUUCUAGAAUUUUUAAAUAAAUAUCAAAAUGAAAAGAUAAUUUAUAUUGGUAUUGGUUCAAUGAUGAGUAUGAUGUUUAGUAAUGAUCAACAAUUACAAUUUUUAGAAAAUAUUCAAACAACUAUCAAAACUAUGAAUUGUAAAGCAAUUGUAUCAUUAGCUGGUUUUUAUAAUGUUAGUGAUAAUAACUUAGCAAAUCAUGAAAAUAUAUUUUAUUUAAAGAAAAAUAUUCCACAUGCAUGGUUAUUUCCAAAAAUGUCAGCAGUAAUUCAUCAUGGUGGUGCUGGUACAACUCAUGCUGGUCUACGAUAUGGUUUACCAACAUUAAUACUACCUUUUGGAGCUGAUCAACCAUUUAAUGGUGAUCGAGUAUUUAUAAAUAGAUUAGGACCGAGCCCUCUUCCUAUACGUCAAAUGACUAUUAAAAAUUUAAGUAAUGCAAUUGAAGAUCUUAUCAAUAAUUAUACGAUCUACAAGAAUAAUGCUGAAAAAGCUAGUCAAUUGAUUCAAGAUGAAAAUGGACUUAACUGUUGCGUUCAACUGAUUGAAAAAGAGUUAAAACUAUGA
Adineta steineri is the source of this 1356-nucleotide messenger RNA. NCBI's taxonomy places the organism in Eukaryota, Metazoa, Rotifera, Eurotatoria, Adinetida, Adinetidae. The record is from the annotation of a GenBank genome assembly.